AUGCCCGCAACAAUCCCCCAGAACAAGUUUGACUCAAUCCCCGACUCGAUUGAGGCUUUCCGAAAUGGAGAGUUCCUUGUCGUCCUCGAUGAUCCUUCCCGCGAGAAUGAAGCCGAUCUGAUCAUUGCUGCUGAAGAUAUGACAACCGAGAAGAUGGGCUUCCUCAUCCGCCACUCCUCUGGUUACGUCUGCGCUCCUCUCUCCCCCGAACUCACCACUUCUCUCGAUCUUCCUCAGAUGGUUCCCAACAACCAGGACACCCGAGGAACAGCCUACACCAUCUCCGUCGACUCAGCCGACCCUUCUGUCACCACAGGAAUCAGCGCUCGUGACCGCGCGCUCGCUUGCCGAACACUCGCCGACCCCAAAGCCCGUCCCGAUAGCUUCCGCCGUCCUGGCCAUGUCCUCCCUCUGCGAUCUCGCCCUGGUGGUGUUCGAGAGCGACCUGGCCACACCGAGGCUGCUACCGAGUUCUGUCGACUGGCUGGCAAGGUCCAGGCUGCGGCUAUUUGCGAAAUUAUUGACGAUGGCGAGGAGACCCCAGGCCAAGCUCUUGUUCAAAACCAUGGCAUGCUGAGGGGCGAGGAUUGUAUCACUUUCGCCCGCAAGUGGGGUUUGAAGGUCUGCACUAUUGCUGACUUGGUGGCCCAUGUUGAGAAGACCGAGGGAAAGCUCGAGGCCAACGGUGCUGAGUCCAAUGGCAACUAA
Molecule: messenger RNA, 708 nt
Organism: Fusarium coffeatum
Lineage: Eukaryota; Fungi; Ascomycota; Sordariomycetes; Hypocreales; Nectriaceae
Exons: 2
Coding region: 1-708 (235 amino acids)
Biological process (GO): riboflavin biosynthetic process; aerobic respiration
Cellular component (GO): cytosol; mitochondrial intermembrane space
Molecular function (GO): 3,4-dihydroxy-2-butanone-4-phosphate synthase activity
Source: RefSeq, a predicted model, not a curated record